Molecule: messenger RNA, 2911 nt
Organism: Vicia villosa (hairy vetch)
Lineage: Eukaryota; Viridiplantae; Streptophyta; Magnoliopsida; Fabales; Fabaceae
Product: LEAF RUST 10 DISEASE-RESISTANCE LOCUS RECEPTOR-LIKE PROTEIN KINASE-like 2.1
Exons: 3
Coding region: 74-2098 (674 amino acids)
Biological process (GO): protein phosphorylation
Molecular function (GO): protein kinase activity; ATP binding; polysaccharide binding
Source: RefSeq, a predicted model, not a curated record
UUUAUCUCACCAAAAUCAAUCCUAUUAUUCACACUUCAUACACUAACUAGUACUUGUUUGUUCUUGCGCAAGAAUGAAACCUCUGCUUCAUUAUUCUUCUUCCAUUAUUGUUUUCUAUUUCUCCUUUUCACUUUUGAUAAUCUUCAUCAUAAAUUUUCCGAAGUGUCUAUGCGAUGAUGAUAUCCAACACGCGAACUGCAAUAUUCCUUUUUCCUGCGACAGCAAUAUCACAAACCUCAAGUAUCCAUUCUGGGGAGAAAAAAGAGAAAGUUAUUGUGGUGGUGUUGCUGAUCGUACUAAUACAAAGCUUACAUGCGAAGAAAAAGUUUCAAAGAUCACAAUCAAUAGCGUUAAGUAUCGUAUUCUCCAAUGGGACAAUACAACACAGAAACUCACAGUCGCUAGAGACGAUUACUCUAGUGGUAAUGUUUGUGCCGUGAAUACUAAUUACAAGAGCAGCACAUUUGAUAACACUCAAUUUCAAGCUAACAACAGUAAUGAUAACUUGACGCUAUUAUACGGUUGCAAUGUUAGAAGUGGAACUGUGGUUGAUCAGAAUCUUAAUUAUAUCAACUGUGACGAAAGUGAAUAUGUUGUCUACAUCGUUUAUGAUUCUGAUUCGAUUAUUGCCAACUGUACUCCAACUCAUAUCGUUGAGAUUCCCAUUUUGAGAAGCCUAGCUGGAGAACUUGGAUAUGACAAUAGAACUCUGAGCGAAGCAUUAAAAGAAGGUUUUGAGUUGAUAUGGAGCGGAAACUAUAUGGACUGCCAGAGCUGCCUUGUUUCUGGUGGAGCGUGUGGGAAUGAUGGAGAUACUGAAUUCAGAUGUUUCUGCGAUAAUGGAACUCAUGCAACUUCAUGCUUUUUGCCAGGGAUCUCAUCCUCACCCUCAAGUUCAAAACAUAACUGGAGGCUUAUUGUGAUAGUGAUAGGUGCUGCAGGAUUUGGAGUAACAAUGUUCUUUAUAAUUAUUAUGAUUAGAUGUCACCUUAAAAGGGGUACAGGUAGACAACAAAAGAGUAUCUUCUGGAGAAGAAGAAAGCUUGUUGAGCACAAUGUGGACACUUUUAUGCAAAAUUAUAAUUCAUCUAUGCCAAGAAGAUAUAGGUAUAAAGAAGUAAAAAGGAUCACAAACUCAUUUCGAGAGAAAUUAGGCCAAGGAGGAUAUGGUGUUGUGUACAAAGCAAGAUUAAACGAUGGUCGUCAAGUGGCAGUAAAACUUAUAAACGAAUCAAAGGGAAAUGGAGAAGAAUUCAUAAACGAAGUUGCAAGCAUUAGUAGAACAUCACAUAUGAACAUUGUGUCACUCUUAGGUUAUUGUUAUGAGGGGAACAAAAGAGCACUAAUAUAUGAGUUCAUGCCCAAAGGUUCAUUGGAUAAGUUCAUCUAUAAAAGUGAAUUUCCUAAUGCUAUUUGUGAUUUUGAUUGGAACACUCUGUUCCAAAUUGCAAUAGGCAUUGCUAGAGGACUAGAGUACUUGCAUCAAGGAUGCAACUCAAGGAUUUUGCAUCUUGAUAUCAAACCCCAAAACAUUCUUUUAGAUGAAGAUUUUUGUCCAAAAAUAUCUGACUUUGGUUUGGCUAAAAUAUGCCAAAAGAAGGAUAGUAUUGUGUCAAUACUAGGGACAAGAGGAACUAUAGGAUAUAUGGCACCUGAAAUAUUUAGUAGAGCAUUUGGAGGAGUCUCUUACAAGUCUGAUGUGUACAGUUAUGGCAUGCUGAUUCUUGAGAUGAUUGGAGGAAGAAAGAACUAUGAAACCGGAGGGUCGUGUACUUCUGAAAUGUAUUUUCCUGAUUGGAUUUAUAAAGAUCUUGACCAAGGUAAUACUACUAACACUCUUUUAAAUAGAUUGACAAUCUCAGAGGAAGAAAAUGAUAUGGUUAGAAAGAUUACUUUGGUGAGUCUAUGGUGUAUUCAAACGAAUCCAUCAGACAGACCACCGAUGAAUAAAGUAAUAGAAAUGCUACUAGGACCACUUUCAUCAGUGUCAUAUCCUCCAAAGCCGGUCUUGUUUUCUGCUGAAAUGCCAGCACUACAAGUAGACUCUAUAUCCUCCUCCGAUUUGUACGAGACAAACUCAAUUACAGUUUCAAAAUAAUUGUUCUAUCUACAAAUCAAAUGAUUAUCUCCACAGCUUCCAAAGUGGAACAACAACUUGUAUAACUGUCUCUGGCAUACAGUUUUGGAAUUAAUUAUUUGGUUCAAACUGGAUUGCAUAUAGUUGUAGUUAUUGCAGUGGCUAAACUACUGGCAUAUUUUGUUUGUAUUCAUAAAACAUUCUUAUUAUUUCUGUUGUGAAUUCAAGUCAUGCACCAUACUCGUCAAAAAUAUAUAAUUCUAAUAAAUUUAAAGAAAAUACUUACAUUAUGUCUACUACAAACACAUAUGCAACAGUGGUAGUUUGGGGUGCCAUGCAAACUUGUUAUUGAUAUUAGUGCUUCUGAACCAGCAUUAACAUAAAAAUACCAAAUUAUACAUGGAAAAUAUUGAAACCCGCUAUCUAAACACAAAACCCUAAAAUACCUAGAAAAAGUAGAGGGGAAAGAGGUGUACCUGUGCUGGUUAUCAAGAGUGAAGAGCUUCACCGACAAUGAGCAAUGACAUUUAUGCAAGUUGCAACAACCACCAGAACUUUUGAAAUUUGGGUAUAGUCUUCAAGGUUCUGAUGAUCAGGGUUUUAAAAAAGGUCGCGGUCGCGUAAAGGUUUUUGUGAUUUCGGUCGGUAAAGGUGCCACAAUAAUGAUUGCGGUCGUCACGGUGUGAAUUAACUACAAUUUGUUCUUCAAUAUAGAAACGGUGAUAAUGGUAUCGGCUCUGCCAAAACCGCAUCUACACCACAUUAAUAUAGAGUUAAUCAUUAAAGUUAUAUUUGAAUGGAUGGAAUGAAAAGAAACUGAACGGUAUUUUUAUU